Sorex araneus (European shrew) is the source of this 1257-nucleotide messenger RNA. Its product is annotated as B-cell scaffold protein with ankyrin repeats-like. Gene Ontology annotation, biological process: negative regulation of B cell activation; B cell activation; negative regulation of phosphatidylinositol 3-kinase/protein kinase B signal transduction. The coding region runs from base 1 to 1257 and encodes 418 amino acids. NCBI's taxonomy places the organism in Eukaryota, Metazoa, Chordata, Mammalia, Eulipotyphla, Soricidae. The transcript is spliced from 11 exons. Gene Ontology annotation, molecular function: signaling receptor binding; protein tyrosine kinase binding. The record is from RefSeq and is a predicted model, not a curated record.
AUGGUGGUGGUGGCGGUGGUGGUACUGGCAGUGAUGGUGACGGUGGGGAUGGUGGUGCGGGUAUGGCGUGCAGACUGGCGCUCGGGGGGCGUCUGCCGUGCCCCUCACACGGGCAUCUGGGCGGCAUCAGGGAGCCUGUCCUCCCUGCCGGAGAGCGGCUCGUACUGUGCCUUUGACGGCUACACGGACCACCUGGGGGUCAGCGCCCCGACAGAACUACGAAUGGAUUAUCCUGGGGGCGCAAGAGAGAGAGAAGGGUCUGAAGCGUCGCCAGAAGCACGUGGCGGACCCCAGCCUGCGGCCCUGGUGCUGCCGAGGGAUGUCCUGUGUGAGAAUCCCGGUGAAAUAUUCAUCAUUUUCAGAGACGAGGAGGCGUAUGGCACCGUGGAGGUUGAGUUCAGGGCCCCCAGCGCCCGCGUGAGCGCACGCCCGGUCCCCUGGAGCACGACCGUCUGGCGCACGAAGGCCUGGGGAUUCCCCGCUGGCCCUGUCCACGUGGACGUGUACUGUGACGGGACCAUCAAGGCCACAGCGGAGAUCAAGUACCACCCGCGAGACGCGGCGGGAGCAGUGGGCCCCGGAGACGGCGGAUGCAGGGAGCACCUGCAGGAGCUGGACGAGACCCUCACCGCCGUGUUCAAACACGAGCUGCGGCCCUUCGCGCUCCGGCCUCACAGGCAAUGUGCUCGUGCCGGAGAAGCCCCGACCCUGCUGCGCUUGGCGGCGACACUCGGCCUCCGGCGUCUGGCCGCGCUCCUGCUCGGCUGCUCGGGGGCCGGCGGGGUGGCGGGCAUGGACCCUGCCGGCCUCGAUGCAGGGCGGGGGCCCGAGGAGCCCCCGAGGACCCCCAAGGACUCCGCGAGUGUCGGUUCCGAGCGCCCUGAGGUGCAGCGGGGACGAGAGGAGCGGCUUGUCAUUCUGGUCGCCUCGGAGGUGGUGAUUCUGCUGCGGGGGCGCCUGCAGGACAAACGCCGGGGCCUGGUUCAGGGUGACCGUCGGCAGCCUCCGGGCGCCCACCCCGGGCUCCUCACAGCUACCUUCGCCCUCACCUCUGAAAUGCGACUCCUUUCGGGCGGCUCCGGGCUGAGAACAAAGGGGGAGGCCAGGGCGCCCCACACCGGCCCUGCUCACCAGCGGGCGUCGUCUUUGAUCAGGCUCACCUUCAAGUUCUCCCUCGGCGGUGGUGUACAGCCCGAGGGCCUGCAGCCCCCACCGGCCACGUCUGUGGAGCCCGUCUUCCACCUAGUCUGCGCGUGA